Molecule: messenger RNA, 1815 nt
Organism: Anopheles maculipalpis
Lineage: Eukaryota; Metazoa; Arthropoda; Insecta; Diptera; Culicidae
Gene: kn
Product: transcription factor collier
Exons: 13
Coding region: 180-1781 (533 amino acids)
Biological process (GO): regulation of transcription by RNA polymerase II
Molecular function (GO): RNA polymerase II cis-regulatory region sequence-specific DNA binding; DNA-binding transcription factor activity, RNA polymerase II-specific
Source: RefSeq, a predicted model, not a curated record
AUCAGAAUCCAGCGCACCAAACCGGUGAAAAAUUGUGGUCCACGGUGUACGAUAACGGUUUAAAGCUGCGUUCGGACGAGACCGUGCCGGGCUUUAGCUCGGCCUCGCCCUGGCCCACGCUCGAGCUGGAAUGGGGCCGGAAGCUGUACCCGUCCUCGGUGCCGCGCGGUGCCGGUGGCAUGAUGUUCGGUCUACCACCGACCGGGGCGGACAUGAAUCAACCGCGCGGUCCCAUGACGUCGCUCAAGGAGGAACCGCUCGGAGCACGGGCCUGGAUGCAGCCGGCCGUCGAUCAGGCAAACUUGGGUAUUGGACGGGCGCACUUCGAGAAGCAGCCGCCAAGCAAUCUGCGAAAGUCGAACUUCUUCCACUUCGUGGUCGCACUGUACGAUCGUGCCGGUCAGCCCAUCGAAAUCGAGCGGACCGCUUUCAUCGGCUUCAUCGAGAAGGAUCAGGAACCGGACGGUCAGAAGACGAACAACGGCAUCCAGUACCGGUUGCAGCUGCUGUACGCUAAUGGUGCCCGCCAGGAACAGGAUAUCUUCGUGCGGCUGAUCGACUCGGUAACGAAACAGGCGAUCGUGUACGAAGGACAGGACAAGAAUCCGGAGAUGUGCCGAGUACUGCUGACGCACGAAGUCAUGUGCAGUCGAUGCUGUGACAAGAAAAGCUGUGGCAAUCGAAACGAAACACCGUCAGAUCCUGUGAUUAUCGAUCGAUUUUUCCUUAAGUUUUUCCUCAAGUGCAACCAAAACUGUCUGAAGAAUGCGGGCAACCCGCGCGAUAUGCGACGAUUUCAAGUAGUGAUAGCGACCCAGGUGGCCGUGGACGGGCCGCUGCUGGCCAUCUCGGACAACAUGUUCGUCCACAACAACAGCAAGCACGGGCGCCGGGCGAAGCGGCUCGAUCCCGAAGGUACAGCCAAUUCUCCGUUGGCAAUGUCGGGCCACCAUCUGGCCCCGGACAGUACGUACGACGGCAUCUAUCCACCACUUCCAAUGGCUACACCGUGCAUUAAGGCCAUCUCACCGAGCGAAGGCUGGACCACUGGUGGAGCUCAGGUCAUUAUCGUUGGUGAUAAUUUCUUCGACGGACUACAAGUUGUCUUCGGCACCAUGCUCGUAUGGAGUGAGCUCAUCACUUCGCAUGCGAUUCGUGUCCAAACGCCACCCCGACACAUACCCGGAGUCGUGGAGGUAACUCUUUCGUAUAAAAGUAAACAAUUCUGCAAAGGAUCACCGGGACGAUUUGUCUAUGUUUCUCUGAGUGAACCGACCAUCGAUUAUGGCUUUCAACGACUGCAAAAAUUGAUACCGCGCCAUCCCGGCGAUCCGGAGAAGCUUCCGAAGGAGAUCAUUCUAAAGCGAGCGGCCGAUCUGGCGGAAGCCCUCUACUCGAUGCCACGCUCACCGAAUGGGACGUCCGGAUUUAACUCGUACAGUGGGCAGCUUGCCGUCAGCGUCCAGGAUGGAACUGGCCAGUGGACUGAAGAUGAGUAUACACGAGCCCAAAGCAGUAGUGUAAGCCCACGGGGUGGAUACUGUAGCAGCGCCUCGACACCACACUCGUCCGGUGGUGGAUCGUACGGCAGUAGCAAUGGGUACGCCACCGCACCCAACAUGACCGGUCUCUCAUCAUCACCUGCGAGCGUUUUCAACUCAUCCACAAGAAUCAAUGGACUGAUGAGUGGUGGCAGUGGCUUCAGCCCGUACUCGAUGACGACUUGCGCCUCGCAGGGCUACACGCCGAGUCCGUUAGCUGCAACGACCACGUCGAAGUGAACGCUCACACCGGCGUUGACGGAAUAUUGUUAAA